UUAUCACAUUCCUAACAUUUCUCUUUGGGUCCCUUUACCCUCUCUCUCUCGCUCGCUCGCUCGCUCUCCUUGUCUGAAGCCAUGGCCCGUAACAAGGUGAAGCUCGCCUGGAUCGCCAACGACGCCACCCGCCGCGCCACCCUGAAGAAGAGGCGAAAGGGAUUGCUGAAGAAGGUGCAGGAGCUCAGCAUCUUGUGCGGCGUGGAAGCGUGCGCCAUCGUGUACGGGCCGAAUGACCGCGUGCCGGAGGUCUGGCCGACGCCCCCGGAGGCGGCCCGCGUCAUCGCGCGAUUCAAGAGCAUGCCCGAGAUGGAACAGACGCGGAAGAUGGUCAAUCAGGAAGGGUUCCUCCGCCAGCGGGCCAUGAAGCUGUUGGAGCAGCUCCGCAAGCAGGAGCGCGAGAAUAGAGAGAUCGAGAUGAAGCUGCUCAUCCGCGAGGGGCUCAGGGGACAGAGCUACGACAACCUAGGCAUCGAGGAAGCCACCUGCGUCUCCUGGAUGCUUGAAAGGAAGAUCAAAGAAAUUUACGAUAAGCUGGAUGAGAUAAGUAGUAAGCUGGCUGUCAAACAAGCCGCCGCCGCCGCCGCCCCCCCGCCAGCACUGCCACCGCAGGUCAUGGUUCCUCCUCCUACUGCUCCUCCUCCUCCUUAUCCUCCUGUUGCUCCGACCGGGCCGGUCGUGCCCAUGGAGAAGACUCCGGUCGAGCAGGCCAUGGAAGCCCUCCAAAGACAGAACUGGUUCGUGGAUAUGAUGAGUCCAUGGCCUGAGGACUUCUACCAAGCUUCGCAGCCGAUGGAUCCUUAUCAGCCUCCUCCACCUGCUUCUGUGGACCACACCAGCCCAUGGACGGACCCAUCCUUCCCGUUCAACUGAGUGUGGGGUUGCUUGGUAGCUCGUUCUGGUCUCAGUUGUUUGCUUUAUAUCCUGGGUUGUGUCGUGUCUUCAUCUUCGGUGCUAGUUCAUCUAUGUCGUCUCUCGUCGUCGUCGUCGCCGUCGUCGCCAUCGUCGUUGUUACAGUCGUUGUUGUUGUGAGUGUCUCCUUGUUUAGCUCGUACUUGCGAGUGCAUGCGUCCUUUUUCUUUCUCUGUUGGUGUCUGUCUUUAUGAGUGGCAUGUCUUUAUCAAAGCCAUGUCUCGUCAAAUGUUGCAGUUUUCUUUGUCAUGUCGA
Messenger RNA from Phoenix dactylifera (date palm), 1167 nucleotides. Its product is annotated as agamous-like MADS-box protein AGL80. The record is from RefSeq and is a predicted model, not a curated record. Gene Ontology annotation, molecular function: protein dimerization activity; RNA polymerase II cis-regulatory region sequence-specific DNA binding; DNA-binding transcription factor activity, RNA polymerase II-specific. Gene Ontology annotation, biological process: positive regulation of transcription by RNA polymerase II. NCBI's taxonomy places the organism in Eukaryota, Viridiplantae, Streptophyta, Magnoliopsida, Arecales, Arecaceae.